AAAAAUUAAUUAAAUGAAAAAUUAUAAUUAAAAUAAUGUAUUUUAUAAAAUUAACAUUAUAGUUGCAUAUUAUUAAAAGUAUUGUACAUAUUUUAUUCGUGCACCGAGACGGCAACACUGUUUUCAAGCUGGUUAGGUUUUGGAAUAGGUAGCCGUUGUUCUUUCUGUUGUAACAACGUGUUGCCAAAAUGCCGUCUGUAACGCUGAAAGAUGUUGAUCAACAUAAAUUUGUCAAGGCAUUCUCCGCAUUUUUAAAGAAGACUGGCAAACUAAAGGUACCUGACUGGGUCGAUUUAGUGAAAAAUGGAAAAUUUAAUGAACUUGCUCCUUAUGACCAGGAUUGGUACUACACACGAUGCGCAGCUCUUGUGAGACACAUUUACCUGCGUUCUCCAAUUGGAGUUGGUGCCGUAACUAAAAUUUUUGGCAGCCGAAAGCGUAAUGGAGUUUGUCCCUCCCAUUUCUGCCGCAGCUCUGGCAGUGUGGCGAGAAAGGCUCUCCAAUCUCUCGAAGCCUUGAAACUGAUCGAGAAGUCCCCUGACGGUGGAAGGAAGCUGACCACCCAGGGCCAGAGGGAUAUCGAUCGUAUCGCAGCCCAGAUCAGACCCAAGAGGAAGGAGCGAUCGGGAGCUCACCGAACAACUGAGCUUCCCGUCCCAGCUCCUCCUGUAGAAGUUAUUGCAUAAUAAGCAAAAAUGUUUUAAUAAACGUUUUAAUAUAU
Messenger RNA from Nezara viridula (southern green stink bug), 721 nucleotides. The record is from the annotation of a GenBank genome assembly. Lineage: Eukaryota; Metazoa; Arthropoda; Insecta; Hemiptera; Pentatomidae.